Molecule: messenger RNA, 347 nt
Organism: Amoebophrya sp. A25
Lineage: Eukaryota; Dinophyceae; Syndiniales; Amoebophryaceae
Source: the annotation of a GenBank genome assembly
AUAUAAUUAAUACCAUAGCAAGAUGAGAAGGGCAGGAAGAAGCGAAGGUCGACGAAGACCACUGCAUACCGUAGUUCGGCGUGUAAAAGCCGUUGCUGGUGGUCUACUUUGUUCGGGUCCUGCUCGUGUCGUCUUCGGAGCCAGAACGAAGGGCUGCAGCGUAACCAGGGACGAACAGCAGCCGAUUUUGGCAGACACGACCUCCCAGGAUGAAGAUAGACAUGAAGAAGAUAGACAUGAAGAAGAUAGACAUGAAGAAGAUAGAUGGACAUCAUCGUCGCCGUCGCAGCUUCAGCGACAUCCGCAUGGUAUUCUCCCGCUCUCGCCAAUAUUGGAGCAAAGAUCUG